GUUUCCUUUAGAGAGGUGAAUUAUUUUCUUCAAGCGAGGUUUCGCUUGUUGCAUUCCCAUUUACACUGCGGACACCAUGCAGUUCACGGAGCUGAGCGAACUCAACCACAUGGUGGGACUCAUGCGGCUCGCUGCCUGCAACAGCCCGACCUUCCAUGAUCGGCAGGACUCGGAGGUGGAUCGCAUCUACAAUUCAUCGCCUAAAAUGGAGUCGCAGCUGCGCAAUUCGUGGAUCGACAAGAUGACUGCCUUCAAGCCUCUAGCGUCCACCUCGUCGUCAUCAUCGGGGGGUAAGAAGUCGCCAAAGGGUCUGCGCAAGGGCAGUAGCUCUAAUAUCUCGACGGCCAACGGUGGGAAGGCUGGAGAUGAUGCGACAGCCAAGACGCGAGAAACCAGGGAGAAGAGCGUGGCCUCUAGCAACGUGUCGAGACGACGGACAUCUACCCAGGCUGGACGUACCGACAAGAAGAGCAGCGCGGCUGCAAGUGUGAAGAAUGGUGACAAAGAGGAAGGAGCUGGAGCCGAUAAAAAGCAGUCGGACGAUGGUUUCACCUUUGAGAAGGAGGAUGUCCCACCGAUCUCUUUUCACGAGUCGUCAAUGCUGGACAAGGCCCUGAAGGGACCAGCAGCGGCAAGCGGUGCGAGACCGCCCAUGAUGGGAGCAGAUGGGGGCGCUGUUCUGCAUCUGACGAUCUACUUGCCCACGAGGGACGAGAUGAAAAUCGAUUUGUACGACGUAUCGACAGUAGACGAAGCUAUUCAAGAGCUUUUGCGUGUGCAUCAUGUAGAUGCUCGUCAACCGGCGCUGUAUUACGGCCACCCUGAAUGCUACGAGCUUCGCCUACAUGACUCCGAUGGCAUUCCAGAUGAAGACUUCCCAGCACUGGAUCGUUCGAGAAAGAUUAAGAACUUUGGUGACGCUGGGGGCCACGAAUACUGCUUGUGCGAGCGUCCUGAUGCAUGCCCUCCUUCGGGUGAUACCCCCACUGACGUUGCUGCGCCCACUGCAGCGGCGAAACCCAGUGCUGCUGCUACCAAGGCACCUCUGCCCAACGACAAGGCUUUCCUCAAGAUCUUCAUGCCGAAGAGCGACGACUACACAGUGGUGGCCAUUGACGGCACGACUGUGGGCCAAGAUUUGCUUCCAACGCUCAACAAAAAGCAUCGACUCCAGCUCUUCCAAGAGCUUUACGUGCUUAAGAUCAGUGAGGCAGACCGCGAACGUCUGGACCUGGCCAGCGAUGAGAUCGACAUGCACACCAAGUUGCGACCGCUGAAUCUGCACGAAGUUACACUCGCCACGAAAAUCUUUGCCGAUGCUCCCCAGAUCUCUGCUCCCGCUCCGUCAGCCGUGGAGGAAACCGCUAAUGUCGACAGUCGCUCUCGUCCGCCUCCCGAGACGUUUAUGUUCAACGAUGUUACAGCGGCAAUGUUCAAGGAAUGGCACGUUAUCAAGAAGAACAAGUACGGCAAGAAGCAGCAGCGUAUGCUGGGUAUCGAUCUCAACAAGAUCUACAACCGCAAAGUGGGAGAGCGCGUCAUCACAUCGAGCAAGUCCACCAAGAUCGCUGAGAGGCCUAUGUCCGGUGUGGUUUGGGUGCGCUUCAACCAAGACCCGUCCGAGUUCCAGAUCUACUUCAAAGACAGCAUCGAGGAGAUCAUUACAGACUACACAGCAGACUCGCCAUACGAAUGCGCCGAGAUCGUCGCCAAACUCAAGUACAUUCUCUCGCGUAGGAAAUGAGUCAAAACAAGCACCAAGGGUUCCUUCAACGUCGUCGUCUACACGUGUCACCACUUCCGGUAUUCUGCUUUACAUAAUGUGUUUUGCAUUGACUGGUUGCACUAACAGAUGAGGUGAAGAAAGACAAAUAAUGGUGCGCGUCUCAAUUUUAUUCCCUGGGUUUUGUUUAUUCCAACCGCUGACAAGCACGAAGCCGUCUCCACGACUGCAGCAUCGGCGCCACACAGCGAGAAACACUCGCUGACAGCACGCAACAAUUCCUAGCCAAACUGCUGCUCCAACUGCCACACUCGCCACUCGAAGACAACCUCCAGUACCACCCACGUCUGGAAGUACAAGACAGAGAAAGCCUGGUUUCAGUGUGCUUGUGGCUAAGCCGCUUACACCUUGAAGCCACGCGAUUUCCUGCGGCCACGGGCACGCUCGAACUUGCGGCCCUUGCUGCGGACGUACGGCUUGACGUGGUCGUGCGUGUGCACCGACUCGAGCGUCGACUUGUGGCCGAAGUGGGCGUACACGCCACGGGCCUUGCGGGCGCCACGGAGAAGCACCGUGUUGGUGCCCUUGGGGGCACGCAGAGCCAGCUGAUCGAAGCUCAGGCACUCACCGCCAGCCUUGACGAUGCGGGCACGGGCCGCCUCGGUAAAGUUCAGAGCGCAAACCGUGAGCUUGGGCACACUCAGAAGACGGAUGUCGUCCGUGACCGUGGCCACCACGACAGCGAUCUUGCCCUCAUGCUUCUUCAUGAAGCGAGCGACCUUGCCCAGCGACAGAGGAGCCUGGUUGGUGUUGCUCUGGUAGAGGCGACGGAGCACGAUGUCGUUGAACUUGGCGUCCGUGCGACGAGCCAGGAAGCGGUACAGGCGCACCAAAAGGUUCAGGUACACAUUGUCCGACUUGGGGUUCGUGCGGUUCUUCUUGCCGACGACCUUGCCACCAGCGACAAGAUCAAUACCCUGUACGAGAGCACACAGCACACAAGGCAACCUGUUAGCAGAAGUCGUAGAACCUGUAUCUGAUCGUAGAGAAGGUGGACGAGUGUUUGUUCUGGAUCGCUGUCUGCCCGAGUGUCUGUCUCCCGCUUUCCUGCCCGUUUGUUGGCCUGCUUUAACGUCCUGUUAUCUCUGUUACGUCCGUCCAUCGCUCGUAGUUUUUUUUUUUUUCAAGUUUCCUCGCUG
Messenger RNA from Phytophthora nicotianae INRA-310, 2922 nucleotides. RefSeq lists its product as hypothetical. Gene Ontology annotation, biological process: TORC2 signaling. Gene Ontology annotation, cellular component: TORC2 complex; plasma membrane; cytoplasm. The record is from RefSeq and is a predicted model, not a curated record. Gene Ontology annotation, molecular function: phosphatidylinositol-4,5-bisphosphate binding. The coding region runs from base 77 to 1744 and encodes 555 amino acids. NCBI's taxonomy places the organism in Eukaryota, Oomycota, Peronosporomycetes, Peronosporales, Peronosporaceae. The transcript has 8 exons.